Molecule: messenger RNA, 2734 nt
Organism: Durio zibethinus
Lineage: Eukaryota; Viridiplantae; Streptophyta; Magnoliopsida; Malvales; Malvaceae
Source: RefSeq, a predicted model, not a curated record
AUGAGCCCAAGAAACCACAACCGUCUGCCCUCCUCUCCCCGGCUUCAGUCUUCAUUUCAGAGUUCAUGGCACCAGUCUUGCAUUCCCGCUUUUCGCUCUCAACGGUCUCUCUCUAUUUCUCUCUAUGAUGGCUUCGCCACGAAUUCUACUAUGCGGCGGCGUUUUAGGCCGCAUCAACCAGCUCUUCAAGCGAGUCAACUCAGUGAAUAAAUCAGCGGGUCCUUUUGAUGCUCUUUUUUGCGUGGGCCAGUUCUUCUCCGACGAACAAGACCGGCUCGAUGAAUUAAUGGACUACGUCGAAGGCCGAGCCCAAAUUCCUCUCCCAACUUACUUCAUCGGGGAUUACGGCUUCGAUGCGGCCAAGGUUUUAUCGGUCGUUUCGAAGAACUCUGCCAAUCAAGGUUUCAAAAUGGACGGGUUCAAGGUUUGCGACAAUUUAUUUUGGUUAAAAGGCAGCGGCAAGUUUACUCUCCAUGGUUUGUCUGUUGCUUACUUAUCUGGUAGGCAGUUGUCUAAUGGUCAACAGUUUGGAACAUAUAGUCAAGAUGACAUUGACGCAUUGCGAGCAUUCGCAGAGGAACCUGGAAUAGUUGACUUGUUUUUAAGUAAUGAAUGGCCAAGUGGCAUCACAAAUAGAGCCACUGCAUCAGAUAUUCCUGCAGGAAUCUCGGAUUCUUCUGGCAGUGAUUCCACUGUAUCCCAGUUAGUCGCAGAGAUCAAACCACGGUACAUGAUGUUUGAAGAGUUUCGCAUUACUUGCUAUCACAUUGCAGGUACUAAGGGUGCAUUUUAUGCUCGUGAACCUUAUUCUAAUGUUGAUGCUGUGCAUGUAACUCGAUUCUUGGGUCUUGCUUCUGUUGGGAAUAAAGAGAAACAGAAAUUUCUUCAUGCACUUUCUCCAAUUCCAUCGUCUGCCAUGUCAGCUGCUGAGAUCAGUGCAAAGCCCCCAAAUACUACCUUAUCACCGUAUACAUUAGCAGACCAAGUGGAUCAUCCUAAAGAAGCCACAAAGAGGACUAGUGAUAGUUCUCUUGAUUCACAAUACUGGAGAUAUGAUGUCUCGAACAAACGGCAAAAGCAUGGGAAUGUUGAUGGUAAUAAGGUGUGUUUUAAAUUUAUAUCUUCUGGGACUUGUCCGCGGGGAGAAAAGUGCAACUUUCAACAUGAUAUAGAUGCAAGGGAACAGUUUUUGAGAGGUGUUUGUCUUGAUUUUAUUAUCAAAGGGAAAUGUGAAAAAGGUCCAGAUUGCAACUUUAAGCAUAGUUUACAGGAUGAAGGUGAGAGUUACUCUCGAAAGAGACCUGGAUCUGGCAAUAGUAAUGCUAACAGAUCAAAAGAGUGCUGGUUUUGUUUGUCUAGUCCAAAUGUGGAGUCACAUCUGGUAACUAGCAUAGGAGAGAAUUUCUAUUGUGCACUAGCAAAAGGCCCACUUGUUCAAGAUCAUAUACUGAUAAUUCCAGUGGAGCAUUCGCCAAAUACUCUCUCUCUACCAGCAGAUAGUGAAAUUGAGCUUGGCAAAUUCCAGAACAGUCUCAAGAUGUAUUAUAAAAACCAGGGAAAGGAAGCUGUGUUCUUUGAGUGGAUAUCAAAACGUGGCACCCAUGCCAACCUUCAGGCUGUUCCUGUUCCAUCAUCCAAAGCAGCUGCUCUUAAAGACAUUUUUAGUUUAGCAGCUGAAAAGUUGGGUUUUGAAUUUGUUACCAAAAGAUUCAACAAUAAUUCCGAGGGGAGAAAAUGGUUGAGGACACAGUUUGAUAAGAAUUUUAGCUGCUUCUAUGUGGAACUCCCUGAAGGUUCAUUCCUAUCACAUUUGGUUGAGGAGAAUGAAAAGUUUCCUGGCCAAUUCGGACGAGAGGUGCUGGCAGGCCUACUGAACAUGGCGGAUAGGGCUGAUUGGAGGAAUUGUACAAUUGGCAAAGAAGAGGAAACAAAGCUGGCUGAAAAUUUCAAAAAACGAUUUGAAGUAUUUGAUCCGAGUCAAUGAUUUUACCAAAGGAUAUGAUGAUCCAACAAAAGAAGAGCUGCUUUCAUUGAACAGGAGCUCCAAUCAAUCGCCUUGUGCUGAUAACGAAGUGUGGCAUAGCUUUUCCUAGUCAGCUUGGAAGGAUGUUGAAUCCCUUGGGCCUUCGGUUCAGGGCAUCUUACAUUCCCUCUUGGAAUAUCGGACUUUGCCUAUGUUUGGCUGGCAUGGGCAUAUAUUCCUUGGAGUGCAAGUUGUCGAAGGGAACACUAAUUCGCUUCUUAACCCAGCCCAGAAUUUGUGUCCACCUAUAAAUUUUUUUAAUUUUAUUUUUCCUUAAAUGAGCAAAAAACUUGAAUGGUAGUCUUCUGCAUUAAACCGUCGUAGGUUGGUUAGGUGCUUUAUUAAAAUCAGGGUCUAUCGAACUCAAAUCAUCAAAUGAACGAGUAUUUGGUAAUGAAAGGUUCCUUGCCGGUUAGGCUAGGUGAAAGGGAUCCAAAACCGCUAUGGUGGAAUAUCACUAAAAGGGCGGCUCUUUUCAGCUUUAGCAAAGGCAAAUCAAAGCAGAUAGAAUAUGCAAAAUUAAAAAUCACGACUGCAAAAUAUGUCAAGUUACCGCAUUUCUCCCCAUGGUUUGCAAAAAAAUAGUUGAAGCCUUUAUAUGUAAGGGUCCCAUGCUUGUGUAAGAAAAAUGAUGACCGCCUCCUUGGCGAAAAGUAGCGAUGUGAGCCUGACGGAGCGAAAAUGGAGGCGUGUCAAUCAAGACAACCGUCU